This is a messenger RNA of Podarcis lilfordi (Lilford's wall lizard), 1123 nucleotides long. The record is from the annotation of a GenBank genome assembly. NCBI's taxonomy places the organism in Eukaryota, Metazoa, Chordata, Lepidosauria, Squamata, Lacertidae.
AUGGAUCAUGUGAGCCUUACUGAGUUUAUGAAGAUCACUGGUGGUGUAAAUCACAGAGGCGUCCGGACAGAUAUAAAUUCCAGAGCAUCUGUGAGCUGGGGGAAAAGGAAGCUUGUGUGAAAGCAGCGGUGAGGAAAGAGAGUCGACUUGCGGGUGGAAAACAGGUAGGUGCAUUUGUUCUUUGUUGUGAUUACAGUUCUUGUCUCUUCGUGCCUAGUUAUAAAAUACCAACUUAGCGAUAUUAGUAACAAAUCUUAACUCCAGCACCGCACGCAAUCCCAUGCAUCUAAAGUAAGUUCAGUUUGUUUUCAACAGGACUUAUCCCCAGGCUGAUGCUCAUACGAUUGCAAUCUAGGGCUGUAGGUUGCAAUACACACCUGGGAAUACACUCUCACUGAAUUUAGUGGGACAUACUUCUGAGCAGAUAUGCACAUAGACUUGCACUGUAAGAUGCUUGCAGGAUCAAGCAAAGUGGUUAAGAAUCCUUUGGAGGCUAUUACUGAUCAGAUGCCUUUUUAAGGUCCUCAUUCUUUGAUACACAGAAAUCAAAGUUCUCCAACUGUAUUGCUGCAUUGUGAAGAAGCACAUUAUGUAGAGGAAUACUGCUGCUGGAGUAUAUUCUCAAUGGAGUUUGUAGGAGCCAACGCCAAUGGCUGAGGUCCCUUCGCCCCUGCCCCCCAAUAUAAUAUUUGAAGGGGUCAGCCUCCCCGCCAAAAAGUUGAUGGGCAUUGCCAUUCAAAUGGUGUGUGUGCACUAUGUCUUGUGAUUGAUAUUUUUAUUCAAAUUGGCACCCCAGAUGUACUCCCCAGCUGAUCUGUUUCUUCACAAUGCAGUAGUACAAUUAGAUUGUUCUUGCUGCUUGCAAAUCCCUCAAAAUAAAGGCCUUAGAAAGUAACAGAAUAGGCUUUCACAACAUGGGAGCUUGCUAUGGAAAGAGCAGUUGAAAGAUUGCACCUUGAAGCCCACCUUUUCAGGUCUUACUGUUCUCUUUUUAUGUGCAUCUUCCCCUUUUUUCUAACAAUACCAUAAUUUUCAAUGACACUAACAUAGGUGUGUACAUUUUCUCUCUUCCUGCCCCCACCUUCAGGCCAGCAGCAUCUCCUUGGUGCCCAUUAAAUCAUGA